CCGUCUGAUUCGCCUAUUCUCAUCUUAGAACUGGCGGCAACCACCAAAAACCCAGAAAACCCCUUCACUAUAAGCAAAGACCUCCGUCUUGCAGGUCCAUUCUUCCUCCGAAUCUCCAAAACAUAGACGGAAGACAGUGAAGAAGAUGCCUUCUUGCCUCCUCCUCAAGUCCAAUGGCGACAGAAAUCUUAGAGUUUUUCGCCGCAGCUCUGAGCUCCACCAAGCCUCCCAACGCGGCAGCUUGCAACCUCCAACUCAUCCGCCUCGUUGGGUCCGGCAUCGGAGUCCUCGCUCUAAAGCUCCUCCCAGUUUUCAUCGCCCAUGGUAUCCGCCCUCAACUUCCUUCCGUCAACUCCGUCGUCGCAUUUCUAUGCCGCCUCAGCCAGCCCCACGCUGCCGAACGUUUCGUCGCCUCCCUGCCCGCUCUCGGUUGUUCUCCCGACCUCGUCACUCUCAACUCCCUCAUCGACGGCCACUGCCGUGAUGGAAAUCUCUUCCGGGCGUCUCUCUUAGUGCUCAGCCUCCGGUCCUUCGGCCCACGGCCUGAUGCCAUCACGUACAACACCAUGAUGGGCUCCGUGUUCAAGCAUAGGAUGCCAAGAUUUGCGCUUGGAUAUUUGGGGUUGAUGUGGAAGUCCCGUUUAACCAACGUGGUCACGUAUGGGAUCCUUAUCGACAUGUUCUGCAAGCUGGGCAAUCUGGAUUCUGCCCAAUCUGCACUGGAUGACAUGACAAUUUCUGAAAUUUCUCCAAACGUCGUUAUCUUUACGUGUUUGAUUGACGGAUACUGCAAGAAUGGUUGUUUGGAUUCUGCACUCAAGCUAUUCGACGGAAUGCUGGAACUGGCACAGUUUCCAAAUGUUGUUACUUGUACUGCUCUGAUUGAUGGGCUCUGUAAAAAAGGAAUGAUGGAGAGAGCAGCGCAGGUUUUUGGAAAGGUGCACAAGGAAGGGAUUGAAGCAAAUGCUGUGAUUUAUACUUCAAUGAUGGAUGGGCACUUCAAGAAAGGUGAUUCAGGAGCUGCAAUGAGAUAUUUGAGUAGAAUGCGAGUCACUGGAUUGAAGCUUGAUAUGAAGGGUUAUGGAGUUGCUAUAUCGGGACUUUGUAGUUGUGGCAGGUUGGAUGAAGCGAUUGAGAUGAGAAAGGAGAUGGAAGAUAGCGGCCUUUUUCCAGAUAAUAUUAUAAUGACUGCUCUGAUGGAUGCUUGUUUCAAGACCAGGAAUUUGAAGAAGGCUUUGAAUUUGUAUGGAGAGAUGUUAGCGAGAAAGUUACAGCCCGAUGUGUUUACCGUUGCAGCACUAUUGGAUGGCCUCUGCAAGCAUGGGCUUUUAGAGCAAGCAAAAGAGCAUUUUUUGAAAGCUAGAGAAUUCAACGAGGUUUCUUACUCAAUUCUCAUUGAUGGGCUGUGCAAGAAAGGAGAUAGAAGUGAGGCUGAGAAGGCAUUUUUAGAGAUGGAAGUGGUUGGUUUGGUUCCAGACAAGUACAGCUACACAUCACUGAUUGCCCGAUUUUGCAAAGAUGGCGAUGUUUUCGAAGCUUUCAAACUGCACAAAACAAUGCAUCUGAAAGGAGCAGAGUCUGACCUGCUUACAUACAGUACUCUUAUCUGGGGCCUGGCCUGCAAAGGACUUAUGAUAGAAGCAAGAGAGGUCUUUGAUGAUAUGGUGCGAUGUGGAAUAGCUCCUGAUGUGGUUGUUUAUGAAAUCCUGGCUAGAGGCUACCUUAAGCAGAAUGACACUAGUUCAAUCUUGAAUUUACGGGAACAAAUGAAGAAAAGUGGUCUGGUCAAAGAGGAUAUUGAGUCAUACAAGUUUAAGAGCUGUCCAAAUGGAUAGCUUACUUAUUUCACAUGGUCAUAGUAGUAAGUGUGCAUUAUGAUAGAGAGCAUUUCAUUUGUUCGAAAUGAUCAAUUAUAUCAUUUGCUAUCUUCUUGAACUAGUUUGAAGACAUUGUCAAGUAAGAUAUGCUGCUCCAAAGAAGGCUUUAUGCGUUCAUCCAGUGUUUUGAAUUUUGUUGCAAAUAUUAUCUCCAAGGUAUGCUAUUGUGUGCCUUUUGCGAGGAUACAUGCAUUAUGCUCUGACAUCAUUCUUUAAUCACAGACAACAUUCCAAUUGUACAACAUUUACAUAAUAUGCAAACUUUUGACUCAUUUA
Messenger RNA from Dendrobium catenatum, 2153 nucleotides. RefSeq names its product pentatricopeptide repeat-containing protein At2g01740. The transcript has a single exon. The record is from RefSeq and is a predicted model, not a curated record. Gene Ontology annotation, molecular function: protein binding. Bases 174 to 1835 code for a protein of 553 amino acids. NCBI's taxonomy places the organism in Eukaryota, Viridiplantae, Streptophyta, Magnoliopsida, Asparagales, Orchidaceae.